Molecule: messenger RNA, 3115 nt
Organism: Poecilia reticulata (guppy)
Lineage: Eukaryota; Metazoa; Chordata; Actinopteri; Cyprinodontiformes; Poeciliidae
Product: C1q-related factor-like
Molecular function (GO): protein binding
Source: RefSeq, a predicted model, not a curated record
UGGUCAAGAUGGGUGGUCUGCAUCCUACCCAUACUGUGCCUUAAUGUCCUGCUGAGAAGACAAUGUGACCAGCUUCUGCCAGAACUGUGCCUGUGUAAGGUUAUCUUCCAGGAUUGGCCUCCAUUUACUUCCAUCCGUGGCUCAACUUCAAUCAUUUGCCGGAGAAAAGAAUCCCACCUCCAUGCUCCACUGGGGGGAAAUGGCCCAUUCAGAAAAUGCAGCUGCCCUGAUUUCAGCUUCAUCCAUUUCCCCGAUCAAUGAUGACCAACUUCCCUUUCCGUGUCAAAGAGAACGAUCCCCACAGCAUGAUGCUGCCACCACCACGUUUCACAAUGGAGGAUGGUAUCUUUAAGACUCGCAGCGGCUCUCCCCCCUGAGCAUCAUCUCCACCAUCGGAGAUCGUCCUCGUGUCUGUGUUCUGCCGGGUGGACGCACGCCCCACAGUCACCAUUUCUGCCCCGGAGAGCUCCAGGCUGGCAGCGCAGCCCCUUCCCAGGCUGAGCAUCGGGCGGAAGACCCUGGUGGCAGCUGCAGUGGGGGUCAUGCUGGUCCUGGUCCUGGUGGUCCUCAUCCCUGUGCUCGUCAGCUCUGUGGGUGCUGGUGGCACAGAUGACAGCGCGAGCCACUAUGAGAUGCUGGGCACCUGCCGGAUGGUGUGCGACCCCUUCCCCAGCACGGGCACCGCCGGAACGGGGAUCCACACGGACACAUCGACCAGUGGCUUCCUGGUGGACAAUGAGGAAGACCUGAGCGACCACAGCAUCGGCCCUUCGCUGCCUACGUACAGCACAAACGGCCCACAGGGAAAACCAGGACGUCCAGGCAAACCUGGGCUUCCGGGACCUCCUGGAGAACCGGGUCCACCGGGCCCAAGAGGGCCGCCGGGGGACAGCAGAGACAUAGUUCGGACGGGGAUCCUCGGGGCGGUUAGYACAACCACCUACAACACCACUCCUCGAGUGGCGUUUUACGCAGGACUACGAAACCCCCAAGAAGGCUACGACAUUCUGCGAUUCGACGAUGUGGUGACUAACAUCGGGGGGAACUACGAGGGCGCGACGGGCACGUUCACCUGUAAGAUUCCAGGGACCUACUUUUUCAUCUACAACGUGUUGAUGAGAGGAGGCGACGGCACCAGCAUGUGGGCUGACCUGAUCAAAAACGGUCAGGUCAGAGCCAGUGCUAUUGCCCAAGACCAAGACCAGAGUUAUGACUAUGCCAGCAACAGUGUCAUACUUCACCUGGAUGCGGGUGAUGAGGUUUUCAUCAAACUGGAUGGGGGCAAAGCUCAUGGGGGCAACAGCAACAAAUACAGCACCUUCUCGGGGUUCAUCCUCUACGCCGACUGACGACCGGGCAGAACAGGAGGCUCGGAGGUGAAAGGUCCCAGUCGCAGACAUUUACUUCCUGACUUCCACUUGGCAUUCUUGCCGUGAGGUUAAUGUCACAGUCACCGCUCCACAGUCUUUAAAGUAACGUAGUGAUGAUGCACGCUGCAGUUUUGUAGUUUUUCGCUAAUCUCUUAAUCUGUUUCAAUCCAACAUGAAUACACAUUGGGUGCCUAUGCUGCUAACAUUAUGGACAUGUGUCAUGCGGUAGCAACUGUGACAGCGCUGAGAGGCCAUGCCAUCAUUCUUCAGCUGUCAUGUCAAAUUCAAGUCUGGAAAUCCCACAGUGGCGGAGGCCUCAGUGUUAGUAAAUGUGCUCUCUGGGUUUAUGUUAUGGUUCUGUCUUUGCUUUCACAUGCUGUCUGUGUGAUAAGAUGUUUUCCAUCAGUGGAGGAGGAGUCCUGCCUCAAGAAAUUUGUCAAAAAUUUGGAUGCAAGAAUGAGAUUAUGAUGUCUGAAUSCCAGAGUGUAAGAAAAGGUUUCAAUGUGACAUCAGACCUACAUCACAUCACCUACAGCACAUAUUGGCACCUCUGAUGAAGAUGUAGAAAAAGUCUUGAAAUAAAUCUUCUGUAGCAUAAGUUUCACAAAAAACKACUUACUUCAUGUAUUUAUUGCARCUGUAGAUAYUGUAAAUGAUCUUUUGCCUUACUUCAGUUUUCAUGUUCUCUUGUCUUUUCCAUUCUGAUGACGGCCUUCGUGUCAUAUAUUUAUACUCCAUGAAAACUGGAAAUCAUAGACCAAACAUUAAACACUAUAACUGCAAGCAAGGAGUUAUAGUCAAACCUGUUGUAGCAAGUCUAGCCCUGUUCAUAUCCUGGUGGCCCAACGUCUGUGUCUCACUCAGGUCAACACAUUGGUCACUAUCCCAAAAAAMCCCUAAAAGUCUCUUAAACCACAUAUAUAUGCCAAACUGGAUUGUGCAGGUGGUUCGUUAGAUGCUAAGUCGCUAAGAGCUAAUCAGCCCAGGAUUAAUGUGCUGCGUUGAUUAGCACCUCAAUAUGUAGUGUUAUAUACCGUACACAAAUGGAAGCACAAGUCUUAAAGAUACUCAACAGUUUCUAUAGUAAAGCUCACAGRACAAUGUCKGUUGAAUCUCAUUGCAAAKACACCCAAAAAAUUAUAAAUUAGCUUAAAUUGUAAUCUCCUAAAAAGAAGAAUGACAUGAUGUUUCAAAACAGCGUUACAGCUUCUCUGAUAUUCCAGUKAAGUCAAGGCAAGCUACACUGCUCUCCCCGGAUUUGGUCCUUUCUGACUUCCUAAUGUAAGCUUUUCCGAUAUGAGACGAGUUUAUUUUAAGGCUAUUGACACAUCUUUACCAGGAGAGCCAAUAAAAGUGGAGGGUGCUGUAUGUUAUAUUUGGCAUAUUGUAUAAAAUGUAAAUUCAUUAUUGACUCUGUAUCUCAAUACAGACAAAACAUUAUCAACCUUGUACAUUUUGUUGGUCACUACAGUGGACAGCUGUAGUGACCAACUACAGCUGACCAACUACAGCUGUAUUUGUGUUUCUAAAAACAAAAACAUAAUGUAUUGAUUGAUGACUGUGUGAUUUUAUUAUUUCCUGUGCAGGUUUAAUUUUUUGAUCAAUGCAUGUAAAGUCAAAAUGUUUUGUUUCCAUAAAACGAUAAAUGAUGAUUUAAAACUGUAUUGAAAAGAUAGACGUGGACAUUAUUUGCUGCCUUUACUCACAAACUUCAAUUAAAAGAAUAACGUCUUUAGCAUUUACCA